AUGGAGCCAGAUGUAAAAGUGAAUGAAGAUUUCAAAAGCCAGUUUAAGGCUUAUCAGGAGCAACAGCAAAGGCGGCUGCAAAAUUUGAUGGAGAGGAAGAAGGAAAAGCAGAACACGCAGAAGAACACUGGCAGCACAAAGAACACUAUAAAAGCCCUGAGUGACCUAAACCUGUUUAAUAAAGGACCUCCUGUAAAUGAAGAUGCCAGCAAAAGUUUUCUUGAGGCUGAGAAUGAGAAGCUGCAGGAUCAGCUCCGAGAGGUCCGGGAUGAGAACUGCAGGCUCUACAAACUGGUGUCAGAGAAAGAUUUUGAAAUAAAUCAGCUCCAGAGAAGAGUGCAGGAGGAAAGGUUGGCUCUGUCAGGGGUGUCUGGUAUAGCUGGAGACGUGGCAGCCACUAAAAUAGUUGAGUUGGCCAAAAAGAACCGUGAGAUAACUGCUGAGUUUGAGAGUGAGAGAGCCAGAGUGAAGCAGCUGAAUUACAAAGUCAAGGAGCUGGAGAGAGAACUACAGGCAGCCACAGAAAAAAUCCAUUCCCUUGGUGGCGAUGCUGCAGGAAUCAAGGAAUCAACUCUGAAAAUACUGGAAGGAAACUUGGCUGAAAGUCCAGAGGUGAAAGCACUGCAGGAAAAAUUGAGCACAGCCAAUAUAAAAGUGACGGAAUAUCGGAACCAGCUCCAGAACGUGAAACAGGAACUGAAGCUGACCCAAAAGAUUUUAGCCAAAGAAGUUGGGGAAGAUGUGAAUAUCCAAAGUCUCUUGACCAAUUCUGGCAGCUGGCGUGGACGAGCUCAGCAAAUUCUUCUUCUCCAAACCAGGGUUCGAGAGCUGGAGCAUAAACUGAGUCAAAACAAGAUCACAGCUUCUCUGCUUGAGGUGGAUGAGGGAUUUCUGGCAUUUCCUCAUUCAAGGAAGUUGUCAGUCCAAGAGAAGAAUUUGCUGAAGAUUCGCAGCUUGGAAAAAGAGAAGAGGGAAUCUUUGGAGAAACUCGCUGAGCAAUACAACACUCUCCAAAAAAACCAUGAGGAACUGAAAAAAAAACUGGAUGCCUCAAGAGCCAGGAACCAAGUGCUGUGUGGAGAAGUGAAGAUACUGAACGGACAGAUUGGAACCUUGCUGGAGAAAGGGAAACACGAUGAUGAGCUCCUAGAUGCCUUGCUGACCCAGCAGAAACAAAUGCAGGAGCUCUUAAAGGGCCUGAGCCAGAAGGAGGAUAAGAACAAGGAGCCUCAGCAGGUGGUAGGGCAGCACCUGAACCCUGGGAUUCAGAGACAAAACAUCAUGGAAGACAAUCUCAGGGAGCUGGUGGCUGAACGAGAAGCAAAGGUUAAAACACUGGAGACAGAGGUUGAGAAACUCACGUUUCAGGAAAUCUGUGACAUGCAAACACCAUCAAACUGCCUGGAGCUGGGAUUGCCUCUCCCAGGGCUGGGUGAAGGUGUGAGCACAGUGUCCACGAUGGGCCACGUGCUCGUGGAGUCAGCAGCCACAGAGCCUUUCUUCCUCAGGGGUACCACCCCAUCUGGAAGGUGGGUAUGUAAACUGUCCGGCACGGACAGCUUGGACUGGGAAGUGCUGCCAGGAGAGAACACAGAGCAGAGGGCUCUGUGCCAGGCUGCUGAAGUGGAGAGGAGCGAGCUCCUGGAGCUGGUGACUGUGCUGCAGAAAAGGUUGGAGGAAAGCAGCAACAAAGUCUUGGAAGCUGAGAAGAAGCUUCAAGAGGAAAGGUGGCAGAGUGACAUCUUGGAACAGCAGCUUGAAAAGCUGCAGGUGGAUCUAGGGAGCAGCAGAACUGCCCAGAAACCUGCCCUGAGGAGCAGAAAAGGUGAGGGGGAGCCCUCUCAUCGCCUCCCCUUGCAUGAGGGUGACAGAGAGGAGCUCCCUGCAGUCCUGUCCAAGCUGUCCCUGGAAUCUCAGGCGGAGGAAUUCAGCACAAGGCUUGGGACCCAGCUGGAUGAGAACAAAGAUCUGAAGGCUGUUCUGGCAGAGGUUGUGAGAAAGAAAGAGGAAGAUUUUUAA
Molecule: messenger RNA, 2019 nt
Organism: Pseudopodoces humilis (Tibetan ground-tit)
Lineage: Eukaryota; Metazoa; Chordata; Aves; Passeriformes; Paridae
Source: RefSeq, a predicted model, not a curated record